Messenger RNA from Solanum pennellii, 459 nucleotides. Its product is annotated as probable NAD(P)H dehydrogenase (quinone) FQR1-like 1. Gene Ontology annotation, molecular function: FMN binding; NAD(P)H dehydrogenase (quinone) activity. The coding region runs from base 1 to 459 and encodes 152 amino acids. The record is from RefSeq and is a predicted model, not a curated record. The transcript has 2 exons. NCBI's taxonomy places the organism in Eukaryota, Viridiplantae, Streptophyta, Magnoliopsida, Solanales, Solanaceae.
AUGAGUGCACCACCUAAAAGUGAUGCACCAAUAAUUACAAGUGAUGAACUUGCUGAAGGUGAUGGAUUUGUAUUUGGAUUUCCAACUAGAUUUGGAAUGAUGUGUGCUCAAUUUAAGGCAUUUCUUGAUUCUACUGGAGGUUUGUGGAGAACUCAACAACUUGCAGGCAAACCAGCAGGCAUUUUCUUGAGUACUGGCUCUCAAGGAGGUGGCCAAGAGACUACUGUAUUGACAGCGAUAACACAACUUGUACAUCAUGGAAUGUUGUUUGUACCAACUGGCUAUUCAUUUGGAGCAGGAAUGUUUGAGAUGGAGAAUAUUAAAGGUGGAAGUCCCUAUGGUUCUGGAACUUUUGCUGGUGAUGGUUCUAGACAACCAACACAACUUGAAUUGGAACAAGCAUUUCAUCAAGGCAAGUACAUUGCCACAAUCACAAAAAAACUCAAAGGCUCUACUUAA